AUGGUGUUCAAUGCCGAGGGCGAGCACCUGGAGACGGUCGGGUACGACACGCCGACGGGCGCCGGCGGUGCGGUCGUGCACGGCGGCGACAACCAGACGGGUGAGGGUGACGGCGAUGACGAGGACGUGGCGAUCAAUCUGGCCGCGGUGCCGGAGGAUGUCGCCUCGCUGGUCUUUGUACUCUCUGCGUACGGGCGGGCCUCGUUUGGGCUCAUCAAGUCGAUGUACGCGCGGCUGAUUGCCAACGGCGAGCCCGGCUCGCCCGACGACGGGCUUGAGCUGAGCAAGUUCAAGCUCAAGCUCCGCGAGGGCAACGACUACUCGGCGGUGGCUGUCUGCCUGCUGUCGCGAUCGCCCGAGGGCAAGUGGGUGCUGGAGGCUGCCGGCGUCACGGCGUCGGGCGUCGACCAGCAGGCUGUGCUCCCGCUCCUCUCGUCGCACGUCAAGGGCGAGCCGCCGAUGCCGGACUCGGUCCACAUGACGCCCGGUGACUGGCUCUCUGUGGCCGGCGCAAACAAGGUCGUGUUUGGCCUUGGAUGGGAGGCGCCAGACUCGGCAGUCGACCUUGACGCGUCGGUCCUUGUCUUUGACAAGAAGGGCAAGCUGGUGCAGGCCGUCUACCACAACAACAUCGAGGGUAAGAUCAAGGUCGAGUCGGUGCCGGAGGAGGCGCGUGAGUCGGUGCCUGUCGACGAGAGCGGCAAGGCGACCGUGAUCGUGCACUCGGGUGACGAGCGCGCCGGUGCGUCGGAGCACGAGGAGGACGAGCGGAUUGUGUUCAACCUUGCGGCCAUGCCCAAGAAGUGGGCGCGGUGCGUCUUUGUUGUCUCGGCCUACGACGGGACCUUCGACAAGGUCGACUCGUGCUUUGUCCGCAUGUCGGACGUCUCGCGCGGCGCCGACGCCCCGCACGAGCUCAUGCGCAUGGACCUCACCCUGCCUGAGGGCGACCGCGACAAGUUCAACGGCCUCAUCGUGGCCGAGCUGUACAAGGACGCUGCGUCAGGCGAUUGGGUCAUCCUCGGCCGCGCAAACAAGACCCGCCAGUCCGGCCUCCAGGAGCUGGCUGACCUGGUCAAGGAGAAGAUUAUUCUCCAAAAGUGAGAAAACGCGCUCGCGUCAGCUGGGUCGCCUUGCACAAACAAACCCCCCUAACAUCAAACACGGAACAU
Molecule: messenger RNA, 1172 nt
Organism: Thecamonas trahens ATCC 50062
Lineage: Eukaryota; Apusomonadida; Apusomonadidae
Product: stress protein
Exons: 1
Coding region: 1-1104 (367 amino acids)
Source: RefSeq, a predicted model, not a curated record